AUGGCGCAUGGUAUGAAGGAUGUAAGUCUUCCUCAGGAAAAGGAGGAAAAUGAUGACGUGGAAUCAAGUUCGGUGAAGAAGGCACUCUAUGAGGCAGUGCAACAAGAACAAAAAGACUAUGUCGAGUACUUUGAAAAGGUCCUCACCUAUGUUACAAGCAUGGUAACAAUGGCAGAGAUUGACACCAAUCUCAGAAGAUUCUGGGAAAUGGAUACACAACCACUGGAAAGACAAUUAACUGAUGACUUUUGUGAGAAACAUUUCCGCAAAACAUUUACGAGAAAUUGGGAUGGCAGAUAUGUGGUAGCCCUGCCAUUCAAAGAGGAAAAUCCUGUUCUGGGAGACUCCAGACCCAAAGAGGGACAAGGAAAAUAUUAUCUUCCCCAUCACGCAGUUAAGAAGGAAGAUAGUACAACAACGAAAACACAAGUAGUUUUCGAUGGCUCAUGCAAAACUACAAAUGGAAAAUCUCUGAAUGACUUACUAUGCGUUGGACCUAAGUUGCAAGAAGAUUUAACGAAAAUCCUUACCAGAUGGCGCAAAUACAAGGUCGCUUUCACCGCAGAUAUUGAGAAAAUGUUUAGACAAAUUCUUGUCAGAGAAGAAGACAGGGAUUACCAACGCAUACUAUGGCGUUUCAAUGAAUCUGAACCAGUCCAAGAGUAUGUGCUUAACACUGUGACAUACGGUACAGCAGCAGCAACGUAUUUAUCAGUCAGAGCACUUCAUCAAUUGGCCGAAGACGAAGUGGUUCUGAUACGGUGGAAGAAGCAAUUGAAGCAAGGAUACAGCUAA
Molecule: messenger RNA, 795 nt
Organism: Phlebotomus papatasi
Lineage: Eukaryota; Metazoa; Arthropoda; Insecta; Diptera; Psychodidae
Exons: 4
Coding region: 1-795 (264 amino acids)
Source: RefSeq, a predicted model, not a curated record